CGCAAGGUGAGGCGGACAGUAUUUGCAGUUUUGACCUCAUGUCCUCGGACCGUCGAUCGCGGACGCAGUCGCGGGAGCGCAGCGAUGUGCCCAACACGAACGUCGGCAACAACCUCUACAUCGCCAACCUCCCCAUCAAGAUGAACCAAGAAGAAAUCAACGCGGUCUUCUCCAAGUACGGUCGGCUCUCGCGCGUCGACCUCAUCUCGGACCCCGUGACGCACGAGUCGAGAGGGUUUGCCUUUGUCACGUUUGAAGACAAGCGUGACGCUGACGACGCGAUCGCUGGCCUGCACGAAACCGAGAUCAUGGGCCGCCGCAUCCGCGUGGAAGCUGCCAAGCGUGCGCGUGGCCACCCCAAGACGCCCGGCCAAUACCUUGGCCCGCCUGGCGCGAGCUCGCGUCCGCGCUACAACGAGCCCCGCGGUCGCAGCGGUGAUCGUCGCCGCAGCCGCUCGCGCUCGCCGUACCGCCGGCGUGAACGCUCGCGCUCGCGCGGCCGUGACCGUGACCGCUCGCGUGAUCGCCGCCGCUCGCGCUCGCCCGUCCGGAAGGAGCGCUCUCGCUCCCGCGACCGCCGUGGCAGCUCGCGCGACCGUCGCCGCGAUUAGACCUUUCGGCUCGUAUGUAUGUAUAUCGUUUCUUAAUCUCCAUAUUAAGGAAGCGCACGACCGACCUACGCAAAUGCGGUUUGGCGAUAUACCACC
Saprolegnia parasitica CBS 223.65 is the source of this 707-nucleotide messenger RNA. RefSeq lists its product as hypothetical. The record is from RefSeq and is a predicted model, not a curated record. The coding region runs from base 39 to 611 and encodes 190 amino acids. Gene Ontology annotation, cellular component: spliceosomal complex. Gene Ontology annotation, biological process: positive regulation of mRNA splicing, via spliceosome. Gene Ontology annotation, molecular function: RNA binding. NCBI's taxonomy places the organism in Eukaryota, Oomycota, Saprolegniomycetes, Saprolegniales, Saprolegniaceae. The transcript is spliced from 5 exons.